Messenger RNA from Portunus trituberculatus (swimming crab), 608 nucleotides. Its product is annotated as holotricin-3-like. The record is from RefSeq and is a predicted model, not a curated record. The transcript is spliced from 2 exons. Lineage: Eukaryota; Metazoa; Arthropoda; Malacostraca; Decapoda; Portunidae. Bases 61 to 522 code for a protein of 153 amino acids.
UUUAAGCAUCCUGGUGCUCUGCUGUCCCUCCCUCCCACCCUCUCUACUGGCCUGGUAUAUAUGCGGUACGGUCGUCAGCGAGCCACAGACGGUAUCCUAGCAGCGAUGAAGCAGUUCACUAUAGCCAUUGUGUUCAUCGGGGUGCUGGCCCUGUGUGCGGCCCUCCCUGCCCCAGAUCCAGAGCCCCUCCCAGUGCCCCUCCCCGCCGCCCUGCCAGAGCCCCAUGACGAUUUCGGUUUCGGCGGAGGUAGAGGAAGAGGAAGGGGAGGGGACAGGAAAAGGUUCCGAGGAAGAUUUAGAGGUCGAGGAGGAAACAGGUUUGGUCACCAUGACGACCACCAUGAUGACCACUUCGGUGGUGGCCACGGCUUCGGCGGCGGCCACGGCUUCGGCGGCGGCGGUCAUGGCUUCGGCGGCGGCCACGGCUUCGGCGGCGGCCACGGCUUCGGCGGACACGGUUCUCCUCACGCCCACAUUUCUCUUGGACAAGGCGGUCUGGGCUUCCUCAUCCACCGCCACUAACACUCAAUGACGCCCCGAUUGUGACUCUAUAUACCACAAAUUCUUGUCUAUACGUCUGUUUCUAAUAAAUGAGAUAAUGUCUUGAA